Molecule: messenger RNA, 1917 nt
Organism: Aspergillus calidoustus
Lineage: Eukaryota; Fungi; Ascomycota; Eurotiomycetes; Eurotiales; Aspergillaceae
Source: the annotation of a GenBank genome assembly
AUGUCAUGUCAACCACUACCGCCAUCGCAACGCCACGAUCAGUCCAUCGUCAACAAUGUCGAUGACAGCGACUACGGAUCCGAUUUCAGCGCCGACGAAACAGAGCUGGUGAACCAGUUACUCGCCAAAGCUGACGUGCCCGUGCCACUGCCUGUGGUGAUACCCGCGCCACUCGGUCCAUUCGCACCGCAACAACAGCUUAGCCCGACGCGACAGAUUCAAACUCAGGUUCCUGCGGUAAUAGUGAGGGACGUUGAAGACUGCGACGAGGAUGUAUCGAACGGUCGGAAGCCGAGGGUGCUGGGGAAGGAGAAGCCUCCCUGGCAGGUCAGAAGGGCUGGAAAUGGUGCGCUUUCGGACGCGGGUGCAAACAAGACGGGUUGGAGUCCAGUCUUUGGGGGGGCCGCGAUUGUUGAGCAUCCGAAUUCCACUGAAGGGCGAGAGAAGCAGCGCGAGAGGGAUGCAGCCCGUGGGCAGGAUCGAACCGGCGAUGUGAAAUCCGCGCCAGAUACUCGUUCCCCUGUCGAGCGCUUUAGACGUCCGCCUAACAAGGCUUUCUCCGUUACUGAUCUUGUCUCGCCUGCUUGGUGCGAAGUACAGUACUGGUAUAGCCUGACGAAACAUGGCAGGAAGCGGAGGACACCGGCGAUGAAACGGGGAUCCACCAUGCACAAGUCGCUGGAGGAUGAAAUCUAUACCACCGUGCCGAUAGAGAUUACAACCAAAGAAGAUGCCUUGGCGCUGCGGAUCUGGAAUAUCAUACAAGGGCUGCGGACCUUGCGAGAAUUUGGUAUUACUCGGGAGCUGGAGAUAUGGGGCCUCGUGGAGGGUGAGCUGGUCAACGGUGUUAUUGAUCAGCUUUCUUACGAGUGUCCUGAUCUCGAGCUGGAGGCUUCGGCAGCGUCUCACUAUGCAGAGGUGGCGGCGUCGAGAGCAGUUAUGCCUGAGUACCAAAUGUCCCUCAACGACUACCUCUUGGCUCCUGCGCAGGGGGGGAAAACACUUGCGGAUAUGUCAAGUCACGAGGUGCAACCUCAAGCUAUGGAGGAUCCGAUCAGCAGCCAGUCUUCCUCUGAGCUCCAGCACCUGCCUCGUAUAUACCUGACAGACAUCAAGACUCGCGCGAGUAGUUCGACACCGACAGUUAAGAGCUCCUCGUUUCGACCGACAAUGCUCCAACUGCAGCUUUAUUACCAUAUGCUCAACCGUCUUGUCCUAAGCGAUGACGUUACUAUUGAUCUCCUUGCUUCGCAGUACAGCCUCGACGCGAAGAAAGUCUUCAGCGACGCCUUUAUCGCCGAGGUCGGCUCAUUGAAUGACAGAUUUUUCGAUGCUCUAUCCUCGAUGGAAUUCGACCCGGAUUACAUCCCUACUCCCGAAGAUGCAAUCACUCGACACGAGUCAUCACAGGAAUCAGACGACACAGAACCGAGGCAGUGGGCACCAUCUGGAAGCCAGGACUCUACUAGUGUUCUCCUGGCCCAUAACAACCUAACCACACUCUGGAAACUAAUGAAAGACCAACUACGCUAUACCUUCAUCCCGCAAACUCUAAAAUCCAUUGCGGUUGCUCCCUCAAUUCCAUCCGAGUUCCAACCUCCCAUGCUCGAGGCCUACCCAACCAUCCUCUCUCCGCUCCUAACAGCCCGCUAUCUAUCCUCUGCACCGAACGCCGACCUCCACUCCCGUGUCCUCGGUAGUCGAUCGUUCCUUUUCGACCCGACCUCCUUGGACUCGUAUGUAUCUGACCAGAUGAACUGGUGGCGAGGUCAGCGAACUCCGCGCGGCGUCGAGGUUAUGGAGGCUUGGAAAUGCCGUAUUUGCGAGUUUCAAGACGAAUGCGAGUGGCGCCAGGAGAGGGAGUGGGCAUAUGCAAGGAGAAAGAGGGGGCAAACGUCAUUAGAUGCUGCUGCGUGA